Pistacia vera is the source of this 366-nucleotide messenger RNA. RefSeq names its product 60S ribosomal protein L30-like. Bases 1 to 366 code for a protein of 121 amino acids. Gene Ontology annotation, molecular function: structural constituent of ribosome; RNA binding. Gene Ontology annotation, cellular component: cytosolic large ribosomal subunit. NCBI's taxonomy places the organism in Eukaryota, Viridiplantae, Streptophyta, Magnoliopsida, Sapindales, Anacardiaceae. The transcript is spliced from 4 exons. The record is from RefSeq and is a predicted model, not a curated record.
AUGGUGGCCGCCAAGAAGAUUAAGAAGUCCCAUGAGAGCAUCAACAACAGGCUUGCUCUUGUCAUGAAGAGUGGCAAUUACACUUUGGAUUACAAAACUGUGCUUCACACCCUAAGAAGCUCCAAAGCGAAGCUGGUUAUCGUUACCAACAAUCACCCUCCUUUUCGGAAGUAUGAGAUAGAGUAUUAUGUGAUGUUGGCUAAAGUUGGGGUUCACCACUACAAUGGGAGUAAGUUUCUUAAUCUUCUUAUUGCCUUCCACUCACAUGCAAAAUCUCCUUUUGGCAAUCUUGAUAGUGUUGAGGGUGUCAUCAAACACGCUUCUAGCAACAAAUGCUUAUUGCCAGUGACAACUGUUGAACAAUGA